AUGGAUCCUGGACAUCAACCUCAUCGGGACGUUCUUCGUGCUUCGUGCAGCAGCUCAGAUCAUGCUCAAGCCAGAGCCAAUUCGAUCUGCCAUCGAUGGGCGGCCGCUAUAACGAGGCUCGAUCGUCAACUUCUCCUCCGUCCAAGGCCUGGUCGGAAUCACGCUAUCGACAGCAGACACUACAAGCAAGCCCGGCGUGCCCGGUUCAUCAGGACUGCUUGGAACGAUUACGCCAAAGAUGGCAUUCAUAUCAAUGCAAUCUGUCCAGGAUACACUGUGACCCGAAUGACAACCAGGCAUCCGUUGGUACGGCGGGCAAUGUAA
This is a messenger RNA of Cyphellophora europaea CBS 101466, 324 nucleotides long. RefSeq lists its product as uncharacterized. The record is from RefSeq and is a predicted model, not a curated record. Lineage: Eukaryota; Fungi; Ascomycota; Eurotiomycetes; Chaetothyriales; Cyphellophoraceae. The transcript has a single exon. The coding region runs from base 1 to 324 and encodes 107 amino acids.